AUGAAGAUGAAACUGCCAACUUUUUUGAGUGGGAUUGAACCAUUGAAAGCGGAACCAUGGUUUCUUGAGAUGGAAAAGUUGUUUGAAGUUUUUCCCUGUACCGAGACUCAAAAGGUUUUAUUGGCCACCUAUACUCUUAAAGACGAAGCUUGGAGGUGGUGGUUACUGAUUCGGAAUACCAAUGAAAACAUGACAUGGGCUCGAUUCAAUGAAAUCUUUUAUGAAAAGUACUUCCCUCAUUAUUUUUUGGACCGAAAAAUGUCUGAAUUCCAAGAACUUAAGCAAGGUAGAAUAUCUGUAGCUGAGUACAAGGCUAAGUUCAUUGAGUUAGCCAGAUUUUCUCCUCACAUGGUAGACACGGACUAUAAGAAAGCCCACAAAUUUGAAGGAGGAUUGGACUUACAUAUAUGUGAUCGAGUAGGCAUAUUGAAGUUGCCAACAUACGUACAAGUCCUUGAUAGAUCCUUAAUGGCGGAAGCCACCCUAGCCGCUAUGAGACAAAGUAAGGCCCCAGAAACAACAACAACUGAAUGGAGAGGAAAAAGGUCUAGGUAUGGUUUUAGAAAGAGCGUCUACAAGCACCUCAAGUCAAAGCAGUGGGUCUAUUCCAGUUUGCCCUGA
Molecule: messenger RNA, 621 nt
Organism: Camellia sinensis
Lineage: Eukaryota; Viridiplantae; Streptophyta; Magnoliopsida; Ericales; Theaceae
Source: RefSeq, a predicted model, not a curated record